This is a messenger RNA of Schistocerca piceifrons (Central American locust), 1379 nucleotides long. Its product is annotated as caltractin-like. Gene Ontology annotation, biological process: nucleotide-excision repair; mitotic cell cycle; centriole replication. Gene Ontology annotation, cellular component: centriole; centrosome. Bases 1 to 876 code for a protein of 291 amino acids. NCBI's taxonomy places the organism in Eukaryota, Metazoa, Arthropoda, Insecta, Orthoptera, Acrididae. Gene Ontology annotation, molecular function: calcium ion binding. The record is from RefSeq and is a predicted model, not a curated record. The transcript has 6 exons.
AUGGAGAAGAUGGCCAUAUUAAGCCAUGUGGAAGGAGCUAAGCACUCCAAGGCAGUCAAAGCAGUUAAGAAGAUAUUGGACAUUCAUCUUUUUCGUCAAUCCUCAGUAAGAGAAGUGAUACAACUGUCAAGUAUGGAAGUUUUCCGGCAGCAUAAAGUAAGCAUCGACAUAGGCAGUGGACUUUGCUAUUUCCGAGUGGGCAGUCGUAGUGUGAAGGUCAAUCUUGUAAAGUCAACAAUAGAUCGUAAUGGCCAAUUACAGAAACAAGUUGAAGUAAAAUUAGUUUACCCACAAGUUUUAUUGAUAGAUAUUCCUUUCCUCGAACAAUUAGACACGGAAAUAAUUAAUGAACAGGCCGCCCACGAGAAGACUUCUUCUGAGAAAACAUUGAAGUCUCUUUUCAAUAAGAGAUCAAGAACUACAUUUGAGCUAACAAAGGAACAGAAGGCAGAUAUGCUGGAAGCAUUCCACUUGUUUGACACUAAGGGCACAGGAAAGAUUGCAACAAAAGAGCUUAAGAUUGUUCUUAGGGCACUGGGUUUUGAACCACAGAAGGAAGAACUUAGGAAGAUGAUUGCUGAUGUUGACAAGGAGGGAACAGGUUACUUGUCAUUCAAUGAUUUCCUGUUGUUUGUUACAAUUAAGAUGUCUGAGACUGAUCCAAAAGAUGAAAUUUUACGAGCUUUCCAUCUAUUUAAUGAUGAUGAAACUGGAAAAGUUUCUUUAAAUAAUCUGAAAAGGGUUGCUAAUGAACUUAAGGAAGACGUUACAGAACAAGAACUUCAGGAAAUGAUUGAUGAAGCAGACUUAGAUGGAGAUGGAGAAGUAAACCAGGAAGAGUUCCUACGAAUUAUGAAGAGGACAAGUUUAGAAUGAGAAAAAAUGCACUGACUAGCAGUGCUAUUUCAUAAAAAAGUGUUUAUUUGUUUAAAUGUAAUGUUUUUGAGCUGUGUAAUGGGUAAUUAAGUUCUUUCAUGAAGCUAUUAAUAUCUUAAUUUUUCCUGUAAUAGUUGAAGCUCAUUGUUGAAUAAUGUUAAAUGCUUUAACUGUUACUACUAAUGGUUUUGGGCAGAAUUAUGCUAUUAUCAGAAAGACAUAGAAAAAAAACCUUUAGUAAUAGACACAGAAGACUGACAGGUGAAACUUUCAAAACCGUGAAUCUGCUUUUCAGGCAAGAGAAGGUCUUGCUUAUCCCCAAUCUUUGUGGUCUUUUGCUGGAUAAGUGAACCAUUGACUUAAACACACACUACCUAUGCCAAGUUUUGAGUUUGGCGUGUGUGUGUCAGUCAUCAGCCACAGCCAAAAUAAAAUUCUUUUGAAGCAAUCCUAGACUGUGAUGUCCACCUGUAAAAACGCCUUAAUUUAUAUAAUAAAGGAAC